AGUCUGUCUCAGGACGCACAAAGUUUGCGUUGGUGAUUUGGAGAACUUUUAUGCUUUGAACCUCUCUGCAAAACUCUUUCUUUGCUAUUUUUUAUUUUUUUUCGUCUUGUCUUUUUCUUUCUCCAUUGAACUCUGGGGUCUAUUAGGGCAGAGCUUCAGUGCGGAAUGGCUGAACUGCUGCGGAUUCGUAAGAAAAGGCUGCAGAUCCCCAUCUCUAGACUGAGGACCACGCUCAAGCAGCUGGAGGAGAAAGAUGUUGACUUUGAAGAAAUCAAAAAGAACCUGGAUUUUACAGCGUCGUUACUGGAAGCAGUUUACCUCGAUGGAGCAAGGCAGAGUCUGGAGUCCGAGGACGACCUCCAGCAGCUGCAGUCAGACGGCGUGCCCUCAGAGGUCACCGAUUGGCUGGCUUCCACCUUCACCCAGAGGGUUCGGCGGCCUCUACGACGCCCAGAUGAGAAGCCCAAGUUCCGCAGCAUUGUGCAUGCAGUGCAGGCUGGGAUAUUUGUUGAGAGGAUGUUCAAGAGGGCUUAUACAGCCGCCAUGCCAGAUGAACCCGCCGCGGUCGUAAACUGCCUUAGGGACGUUGACCGCUGGAGCUUCGACGUGUUUGCUCUGAAUUCCGCCUGCUCUGAUCAUGCCCUAAGAACUCUGUUCUUUGAGUUGAUCACCAGAUAUGGCCUCAACAGUCGCUUUAAGAUCCCCAUAUCGUGCCUGACAGAAUUCCUGUCGGCAUUGGAGAGGGGAUACAGCAAGCACAACAACCCCUACCACAGCCACGUCCAUGCUGCCGAUGUCACUCAGACACUGCACUGCCUGCUUCUGCGCUCCGGACUCGUGCACUGGCUGACAGAGCUUGAGGUGAUGGCGUCACUUUUUGCCGCGGCCAUCCACGACUACGAACACACGGGGACCACAAACAACUUCCUCAUCCACACAAAGUCUGAGUUUGCAUUGAUCUACAACGAUCGGUCGGUCCAGGAAAGCCAUCACCUCAGUGCGGCGUUCCGCCUGCUCCAGGACGACCAAAUGAACAUCUUCACUAACUUGACAAGAGAAGAAUGGAUGGAGCUGCGCUCUCUUGUUAUAGAGAUGGUGCUGUCCACAGACAUGUCCUCCCACUUACUGCAAGUCAAAGGGAUGAAAUCCUGUCUACAACAACAAGAAAGGAUUGACAAGCCAAAGGCACUGUCUCUGUUGCUCCACACGGCUGACAUAAGCCAUCCAUCCAAGCCCUGGGCACUGCACUCUCGCUGGACCACAGCCCUGAUGGAGGAGUUUUUCAGGCAGGGUGAUAGAGAGGCAGAGCUCGGCCUUCCCUUCUCUCCUCUGUGUGACCGAAAAAGCACCCUGGUAGCCGAGUCUCAGAUCGGUUUCAUCGACUUCAUUGUGUACCCUACGUUCUCUCUGCUGACGGACAUGGCUGAAAAAGUAGUUAUUCCUUUGGUGGAGGAGAACCCCGGCCCACCAGACCCCUGUAACAGACACAGUAAUCUGUGGAAGGAGAGCUCCAGGGGUCUGCAGUGGAGUCUCGCUCACAUCACAGCUGAGCUGGUGAGCUUCCGCUCCACCUGGACACGACACACCGAAGACAACAAGCUCAAAUGGAAGGAGGGGGGCUCCAAUGGAUUUUCAGAUCCCAGUUUGACAAUAGAGCAGAGAUCCAGUCAAGAGGAGCCGUUAGAAAAAUCUCUUCAAGACCCCACUACGUAUUCUAAACCGUAGACAGAACUUUAACUAUUAAGUGCUUAGAGAAACAAGACGGUCUUCAAAGGUAAAUGGAGGUUAAUGCUGAGUCACUGUUUGUAACAAAACCACAAUGCCUUUUCAUGUGGGGAUUUUGGGAAGCUGUGAGGGAGGGUGGUUUAAUGUUAAAUUCAUCUUCCCAAGGUAAGAUGUACAUUCACAGAAAUGUCCUUGUGUCUUAUUUCAAGGGUAGUAUACUCUUAUAAUUUAAAUGCAGUGUCCAUGCUGGCCAUGUUAUACCGCAUCGUGCAUGUUAUUAAUUUAAUUUACCACCUAAACACUUGUAAGGAACGUUUUACAUUUAAUAAUUUUAGCUAAACACAAUUCAUUUAUUCUAUGAAACAAUAAACGUUAAAAAUAUGUAAAUAUUUGUCGUUUGAUUCAUUAUAAGGUUGGCCCUGUUGUGAUCGCAUAUAGUACCUUGUUUUUUAUGAAAACAUUUUGUUUAGUUCCACUUCUGCAAAAUGAAUUACAAACGAUUCAGUGUCUCAUUCAGCAAACCCAUGACUACAAGAUACAAGUAGAUGGUUUUCUGCACAAAACCAAGGCAACAAUCCGUGCAUAAUUGUGCUCAUAGGGUGGUACCCAAAGAAAAUGCAGCAUUGCAACAAUGGCAACAGGUCUUUUACUUUCAGGAAAUCCUGCAGCAUAUCCCCCUGUCACAUGCUUUAUAAGAAGAUACUUGAUUAAUCUCACACAUGCACUUUGAAGUGUGUUAUAGAUGUCACGUUACCAGUUGACCUAAAAUACCAAACAAUCCUAUAUAUGAAAGAUGUAUGUGUUUUUAUGCUCCUGGCUCAUUGCAUUAUUUAUUUGUAGAGUGCCUGUUUUUAGGACAUAGUUAAUCUCUACUAAAUUCGUGCACAUGUGCAGUGAUGACGCUUUUUGGAUACUUUCGAAAUCAUACAUACUACUAAUUUAUUAGUAAAAUAGGUCUUUGUUUGUAUGCCUUAAACUGUAAAUAGUUUGGAGCUGUCAACCAUACUUUUUACUUGUUUGCAUCCAGAAUUCCCUAGAUAAUUAUUACAGAUAAACAAGCAAUGACCAAUUUAAACAUUUUAUUGUAUCAAACAAAUAUA
This is a messenger RNA of Pungitius pungitius (ninespine stickleback), 2825 nucleotides long. RefSeq names its product dual specificity calcium/calmodulin-dependent 3',5'-cyclic nucleotide phosphodiesterase 1B-like. The record is from RefSeq and is a predicted model, not a curated record. Gene Ontology annotation, molecular function: calmodulin-activated 3',5'-cyclic-GMP phosphodiesterase activity. NCBI's taxonomy places the organism in Eukaryota, Metazoa, Chordata, Actinopteri, Perciformes, Gasterosteidae. The coding region runs from base 166 to 1725 and encodes 519 amino acids. Gene Ontology annotation, cellular component: neuronal cell body. The transcript has 14 exons. Gene Ontology annotation, biological process: signal transduction.